Messenger RNA from Gavia stellata (red-throated loon), 626 nucleotides. RefSeq names its product thioredoxin. The record is from RefSeq and is a predicted model, not a curated record. The transcript is spliced from 5 exons. NCBI's taxonomy places the organism in Eukaryota, Metazoa, Chordata, Aves, Gaviiformes, Gaviidae. Gene Ontology annotation, molecular function: protein-disulfide reductase activity. The coding region runs from base 152 to 469 and encodes 105 amino acids.
GCUGAGGCAGCGGGAGGCGGCAGAGCGGGCUUGACCUGAGCGAAGCUGAGCAGAGUGUAGGGACGAGGCCGCUGGCCGCCUUCUUGCCGUUUAACCGCCGACUCCGACCCGUCGCCGCGCCGACUCUCCUCCUCACCCCCGAGCCGUCGCCAUGGUGAAGAGCGUGGGCAGCCUGUCCGAAUUUGAGACAGAACUGAAAGCUGCUGGUGAGAAGCUUAUAGUAGUUGAUUUCUCUGCCACAUGGUGUGGGCCAUGCAAAAUGAUCAAGCCCUUUUUCCACAGUUUGUGUGAGAAGUAUGGUGAUGUGGUGUUCAUCGAAGUUGAUGUGGAUGAUGCCCAGGAUGUUGCUACACACUGUGAUGUGAAGUGCAUGCCAACAUUCCAGUUCUACAAGAAUGGAAAGAAGGUGCAGGAGUUCUCUGGGGCCAAUAAAGAGAAGCUGGAAGAGACCAUUAAAAGCCUGGUCUAAUCUCCAGCCAUGGAGACAUUGAAGCAUGACUGCUUCGGCUAAAUUAUAGCCUGUAACUUUUCUACUUAAAUCUAAACAAGCUAGCUAGGUUAAGUGGUGGAAACUAUCCUCUUGAUCUAUGUAAAUGAAUACAAUAAAGUGUAAAUUCUUCACUUUU